Messenger RNA from Carassius gibelio (silver crucian carp), 860 nucleotides. Its product is annotated as ferritin, middle subunit-like. The transcript has 4 exons. Gene Ontology annotation, cellular component: cytoplasm. Gene Ontology annotation, biological process: intracellular iron ion homeostasis; iron ion transport. Lineage: Eukaryota; Metazoa; Chordata; Actinopteri; Cypriniformes; Cyprinidae. Gene Ontology annotation, molecular function: ferrous iron binding; ferric iron binding. The record is from RefSeq and is a predicted model, not a curated record. The coding region runs from base 61 to 597 and encodes 178 amino acids.
UUUAAACCUAUUUAAGCGUAUUUAUUUUGUACUGACAUUUUGAUAAUAAAACCCGCCGGAAUGGAGACUUCUCAGAUUCGCCAGAACUACGACCGCGACUGCGAGGCUCUGAUCAACAAGAUGAUCAACUUGGAGCUUUACGCUGGAUACACCUACACCUCCAUGGCUUUCUACUUCAAACGGGAUGAUGUCGCUCUUCCUGGUUUUGCCAAGUUCUUCAAGAAGAACAGCGAGGAGGAGCGCGAACAUGCUGAGAAGUUCAUGGAGUUCCAGAACAAGAGAGGGGGACGCAUCAUGCUUCAGGACAUCAAGAAACCUGAUCGUGAUAUGUGGGGCAAUGGACUGAUUGCUAUGCAGUGCGCUCUUCAGCUGGAGAAGAACGUCAACCAGGCUCUGCUGGAUCUGCAUAAGGUCGCCUCUGAGAAGGGAGACCCUCAUCUGUGUGACUUCCUGGAGACUCACUACCUGAAUGAGCAGGUUGAGGCCAUCAAGAAACUUGGUGACCACAUCACCAACCUUUCCAAGAUGGAUGCUGGCAACAACAGGAUGGCAGAGUACCUGUUUGACAAGCACACCCUGGAUGGAGGCAGCAGCUAAAUGAUGCCCUCAGAUCAUAUUAAUACAUGAAUGAAUAGAAAUACUAUUCUCUUAAAUAUGUUCUUAUCAAACAGCUCUUGUGCAAAAUGUUGAAGUCCAACGGGUUGAAAGGUUAACAUCAAGUACAUUUUCCAUUACUAUUAAAAAAAUGCAGCGUUACUGUUUUGAAUAGCCAUCCUGUGAUUCUCAUCAAGCAAUACUUUCCUGUUGAACAUGCAAUGAUUGACCUGGUGAAUUUAAAUAAAAAAUUCUAAACUGCAUAA